Messenger RNA from Pungitius pungitius (ninespine stickleback), 1505 nucleotides. It is a transcript of the gene ifi44g, whose product is annotated as interferon induced protein 44g. The transcript is spliced from 8 exons. Gene Ontology annotation, biological process: immune response. The record is from RefSeq and is a predicted model, not a curated record. Bases 132 to 1181 code for a protein of 349 amino acids. Lineage: Eukaryota; Metazoa; Chordata; Actinopteri; Perciformes; Gasterosteidae.
CGUCCUGCAGUGCUCUUUGGAAGACGUGUCAUGCGCCACGUUAGGUUUCACUUUCUUUUCCUCGGAAGAGGGAGUCGCUUCUCCCUCUUUGUGUGUCUGCUGUCCGCCGUGGGUCUGCGUGGAGCGGCAUCAUGACGAAACAACUCAAAAGCGGCUUUACAUUUGAAACAACCCCUGUUAGGGUUGUCCCUAUUUCCUCUGCUUCAGCUACAUUUGCUAGCCCACAAGUAGCAAGUACCCAAGAUUCUUCCAGCACUGUUACAGAUGUCAGUUCAACAGAGAAGAGGGAGAACAAUUUUCUGUUUACAUUCCCAGGAGCUCGAACAAAAUUGGAAUCUCCAUGGCGAGACAUGGAGUGGACAGAAGAGCAAAAGCUGAGCUUGAAGGCGACCAUCAGCUCCUACAUUCCAAGCAGUGAGGAUGUGUCUCAUGCUAAGGUUCUCCUCCUGGGUCCCAUGGGUUCUGGAAAGUCCAGCUUCAUCAGCUCAGUCCAGUCAGUGUUUAAAGGAAGAGUCACCAACCGGGCCAUGGUGGGCUCCUCCUCCACCAGCUUUACCAAGAAGCUGCAGUCCUUCAACAUCCAUGCUGAGGAUGGAAAGGCUCCUACUGGGCUGGUGCUGUGCGAUAUGGUGGGCCUGGGAGGUGGAGAUAUGACCGGACUGACCCUCCAUGACAUCCUGUCCGUCAUUAAAGGUCAUGUACCUGAAGGGCACAAGUUCAGCCCAGAUCAGCCAGUGAGGUCGGAGACUUUGGGCUACGUGAAGAGGCCAAGCCUCAAAGACAAGAUCCAUUGUGUGGCCUUUGUGGUGGACGCCUCUAAAGUCCUGACCUACCCUAAAGGCCUCAGUAACACCUUCCAGAAGUUCCGGGAGCACAUCAGUGAACUGGGAGUUCACCAGGUGGCUCUGCUGACCCACAUUGACAAAAUUUGUGUUGAAACGGAAAAAGACGUCACAGAGGUUUACAAGAGCAACGCCAUUCGGGACAUGAUGGGUAAAGCCGGAGCUCUGUUGGGUAUGUCCACCUCCUACAUCGUCCCAGUGAGGAACUACUCAUCAGAGCUGGACCUGGAUGUGCACACUGAUGUGCUCCUUCUUAGUGCCGUCGACCACAUCCUUCAAUAUGCUAACCUGUAUUUCCAGGACAAUUCAGCCCAACACACAGGGCCAAAAAUGGAAUAAAAAAUGUACUUCUUUCAAAAAUAUUGAAAACGGUCAUCCUUCGCAUUCAUAUAAUCUUUUGUACUUAAAGUUACAAAGCGGCUCAGGGAUAAAGGUGUUUGUGUACAGGAAUCAAUCAUUUUUAGAUGUGAAAGCUACAGUACAAUCAGGUAAAAUCUUAUUGGCCAUGGCUUAAAACUACCAUUUCAACCUUUCCUCUUGUUAUGUUUUUUACUAAAUUAUAGUGAAAACAUUGUCUGAAUAAAUCUGAACAUUGUGAUAUCUUAUUUGUAAGCAUCAACUUUUCUCUUUGUCUCAAGGGCAAUAAACCUCAUUAACCAUCCA